GAGAAACAGAAGGCUCCUCGCUUCGUUCGCUGUAGUCUGGAAGGAGAAGACCCCUGCGGCGAUCGAGAGUAGCGAUGGCGGCAGGAACGGUGUCGAAGGUUUCGGACGAUUUCGGGAUGGCUUCCGAUCGAAACAAAGCUAUGGCUUUUGCUCUCUUCAAGCGCCUCUCUCUCGAUCCGAACAAGUACUCUAGUGGAAGAAUUGAAAGCUCUGAUAUGACAAGCCUAUUCUCAAACAUUUUGUGUUUAUCAGACCAUCAGGUUCCUUUGUCAAAUGAACAUGAGAUAAUGAAGUGGGUUGCAUUUGCAAGUAGCUUUCCCAAUGAUGGUGAUGCAUGCCUUCUGGCACUUAAACAUCUGAAUGAGGAACUGAACCUUAAGUCUGUUUUAUUAGACAAUGGACUUAAACCAUCAGAAGCUGACAUAGUUGUGUUUGCAGCAGUUCAUUCUUGUGUGAUUCGUCUUGCUAACACAUCUAUGCAAAAAUUUCCUAAUGUGAUUAGGUGGAUGGACUAUAUCCAGGACAAGGAAGAUUUUGGUGGUGUAUUUGCAAAAAUCAUGGUCGACAAGCCAGAAUUCAUACCUAUUGAAAUUGCAAAGAAAAAGAAUUCUGGUGAUAAUAAAGCUAAUGGACCUUCAGGAAAAGAUAGCGGGGCAAAUGAGAAGAAAAAGAAAACACUAGAGAAGGAGACAGCUGAGAAGGAUGCAGAAUCCAAUAUAAGUAUUCUCAGCAUACAAAUUGGUAUCAUUCGAAAGGCAUCAAAGCACCCAUCAGCUGAUAGUUUGUUGGUGGAGGAGAUAGAUUUGGGAGACGGUAACUUGCGCCAAGUAGUUAGUGGUCUUGCAAAAUUUUACAGCCCUGAAGACCUAGUAAACCGAAGAGUAGUUCUGGUGACAAAUGUGAAACCGGGAAAGCUACGUGAUUUCAUGUCUGCUGGAUUGGUGUUAUGUGCUUCUAAUGAAGAUCAUACAGUGGUGGAGCCCUUGAUUCCUCCCGAAGGAGCUUUACUUGGAGAGCGGGUUUCAUUUUCAGGGUAUGAUGGUAAGCCAGAGGAUGUGCUAAAUCCAAAGAAAAAGCAAUUGGAAAAGAUUACACCUCAUCUCUACACCAAUGAGGAAGGCGUGGCAACUUUCAAGGGAAUAGCAUUCAUGACAUCUGCAGGUCCUUGCAAGUCUUCCAUCACCAAGGCAAGCAUAAAAUAGAAUCAAUUAAACCUCGCAUCAGCAAUCACGUUGGCUCUAAGCUUUCACGCUGCUACAAUCGCUACAAUCUUAGGCAACGCAACAUGUUGGUAAUACUUUUGUGGUAUAUUCUUAGAGACCAUAUUCGAGAGCACACUAUAGUAGCUUCUCAUGAGAUAAUGUUGGAAUGUCAUGCUCAAUUUCCAAAUAAAUUAUUUUUCUGGGAGUAAA
Messenger RNA from Zingiber officinale, 1412 nucleotides. RefSeq names its product aminoacyl tRNA synthase complex-interacting multifunctional protein 1-like. Gene Ontology annotation, molecular function: tRNA binding. NCBI's taxonomy places the organism in Eukaryota, Viridiplantae, Streptophyta, Magnoliopsida, Zingiberales, Zingiberaceae. Bases 75 to 1202 code for a protein of 375 amino acids. The transcript is spliced from 11 exons. The record is from RefSeq and is a predicted model, not a curated record.